GUCACAUCAAAGGCAGAAAAUAAGCCAAAUGCUACAAAGAUUUUUUUAAUAUCAUUAAUUUAAAUGCAUGUGCGCUUAAAUAUGUCUAUAAAUGUUCCCGUUCACUUCAACUAUUGCGGAAACAAUUUGUGACAGUUUUUGUUAUUAUCCGGGCACGCUUUGUUGCACCUCAAUCACUUGUUAUCAAUUUACUCCAAUCGCUCAGAUAACUUUUAUUAGCUAGUUAAUACCUGAUUAGUACGAUAGUAACGUUAUGUCUGCAAAAAUGUCUGGCAAUUUAAUAAAAGUAUUCGUCUACGGAACACUUAAACGGGGUGAGCCUAAUCACCAUUGGCUAACGCGGCCCGAAAAUGGCCAUUCACGUUUUCUGUGUGAAGCGCAAACGGUGGUAAAGUUUCCACUCGUCAUAGGCACACGCUACAACAUUCCAUUUAUACUCAACAAACCUGGAGUUGGUCAUAAUGUUCAUGGGGAAGUAUAUGAGGUAGACGACACAAUGUUCGCAAAUCUAGAUGUGCUGGAGGAUUACCCCAAUUACUAUGACCGAGAAAUACAGCAAAUAAAAACUGAGAAUAAUGAACAUAUUGAUUGUUGGCUGUAUUUGAUCAAACAAUUUCCGGAGAAGCUAUUGUCCAAGCGUUACCUAGAAAAGUAUAACUCAGAGGCACUUCCGUACUGCGAAAGGUCAGAAAGGUUGCCUGAAGUAAAAGCUAAAGACGAUAUGACCUAUUGAGUUAUAAUUGUUGCAUUCGAUUUUUUAUAGCAUCUUAGUGAUUAUACUAUAUUGAUAUUAUGAUUGUACUUCAUUUUUGCAGUUAUGUGGACAGCUCCAUGCAAGAUAUGUAUGUACAGGAUGAGUUGAAUCACGUUAAAGAUGGGACCAAAUGAAAAUGUGAUAGAUAAAAAGUGAUAUAAAAAAAAUAGAACAAUUCUUUGUUAGCAGUUGA
Molecule: messenger RNA, 947 nt
Organism: Bactrocera dorsalis (oriental fruit fly)
Lineage: Eukaryota; Metazoa; Arthropoda; Insecta; Diptera; Tephritidae
Product: putative gamma-glutamylcyclotransferase CG2811
Exons: 2
Coding region: 254-733 (159 amino acids)
Molecular function (GO): gamma-glutamylaminecyclotransferase activity
Source: RefSeq, a predicted model, not a curated record